CCACCCCCCACUACCCCAGAUCAGCAACAACAACAACAACAACAGCAAGCCACCCUCCAAAGCCAACGGGAAGCCGACUACCAACGCUUCAAGACCUACGCCGCCUGGACUUUCCUGGUCGCCUCCCCGAUCCUCAUCGCCCUCCCGCCGCGCAAGCUCGACAACCUGACGGUCCUCCAGCUCAGCGCCUUCUCGAUCUCGGCCAACCACCUCACGCGCGAGCGCACCGGCCGCAGCAUCGUCGACCGCCUCGAGGACAAGAUCUCCUCCGGCCGGAGCCACCCCCUGGCCUCGCUGGGGAACGGGCUCCCCAGUGAGCGCGCGCUGGAGAUCCAGGCCCGGCUGAAGGCGGACCGCGAGCGGCAGAUCGAGGAGGCCAAGGGGGAGGAGCUGGCCAAGCUGAAGGCCCGCGAGGAGUUCGACAAGCCCGUGCUGCAGCGGGUGUGGAUGGGCGGGGAGACCGAGGGGUGGAAGGAGCGGCGCCUGCGCGAGGAGCAGAAGGCCCUCGACGAGGGGAAGGGGUAUGGGGAUUUGAUCCGGGACCACAUCUGGGAUGUUUGGACUUGGGGGAAGGGGGAUGGA
Molecule: messenger RNA, 582 nt
Organism: Aspergillus japonicus CBS 114.51
Lineage: Eukaryota; Fungi; Ascomycota; Eurotiomycetes; Eurotiales; Aspergillaceae
Exons: 1
Source: RefSeq, a predicted model, not a curated record